This is a messenger RNA of Coturnix japonica (Japanese quail), 2865 nucleotides long. It is a transcript of the gene TAL2, whose product is annotated as TAL bHLH transcription factor 2. NCBI's taxonomy places the organism in Eukaryota, Metazoa, Chordata, Aves, Galliformes, Phasianidae. Gene Ontology annotation, molecular function: protein dimerization activity; DNA-binding transcription factor activity, RNA polymerase II-specific; RNA polymerase II cis-regulatory region sequence-specific DNA binding. Gene Ontology annotation, biological process: regulation of transcription by RNA polymerase II. The record is from RefSeq and is a predicted model, not a curated record.
CGCCAGACAAAGGACCUGCUAUUCUAUAAAUGAGGCAGCCAGGACCAGCACUAGGCUGACUCCAUCCAGAGAGAGCGAGCUCUGCAGCCAGGCACGGUGAGAGCUGCUGCAGAACGAGAAAAGGACGUGCCUGAUUUUGCUGUCCCUUCACCCGCUGACCUGGUUUGCUGAGCCUCAAGCACCUGUGACCAGAAAUCACCUUGAAAAUGACCAGGAAGAUCUUCACCAACACCAGGGAGCGAUGGAGGCAGCAAAAUGUCAACAGUGCCUUUGCCAAGCUGAGGAAACUUAUUCCCACCCAUCCACCAGACAAAAAGCUGAGCAAAAAUGAAACACUACGACUAGCCAUGAGAUACAUCAACUUCCUCGUCAAGGUACUGGGAGAGCCAGGCCUGCAGCAGACAGCAGUGGCAGCACGAGGCAGCAUCCUGGGGUUAUUCCAGCAAGCCCCAUGCCUGCAGAGCAUGGAGGAGCUGACUCUCAUUGAAAGCUGUGGUGCCUCCUCUCCCAGCAUGAGCAGCAACCUUGCAGAAUGCUGGUCAGAGACUUCAUCUCCUUAGCAGAGAAUGAGAGAUGCAGUCUUUGUGUUAGUCUGAUAGUCACCGUCAUUAUGGGUUGUUUCUCUAUAUACAAUGGUUAUUUAUUUGUAUUUAUUAUGGCUUUAUUUAUGUUUCUAUUUAAAGGCAAAGGAAUUCCUUGGUCAGUUAGCAACUGAAAGAGCAGAAGGAAAGCUGUUGUGCUCUGGGAACUAGGAAGGACUCACUGCUGUAACAGAUGACAGGGCCUCUGCCCUGACCUCCUCUAUCAGUUGGGGCCAUAGAAAUCUAUCCAGUAUUUUGGCAGGGAAAGAGAUUAUUCUCUCGUGGUAUUUUGAAGAAGCACUCUGAGCUUAAGAAGCAAUGAAUGUGCCACAAAAUGUGUCCAAAAAGGAUACCUGGCCAUGGUAGAGAAAGGUUUUGAGGGCUAUAAUAUUUUCUCCAUACCUCCACCACUGGUUCUAGUCGCCACCUGCACCCACUGUAAAUCUUAUUUCCAGCUUGAACUUUUUUGGAAAUACAAAUCCUGACCCUUGAACCUGGCUACGUUUUUCUCCAUCAGACUGGAGAAAUCCCUAAUGUUACAGAAAAAUUCUAUUUAACCAUUUAAAAAUUAGCUUAAAACAAAAAUGUUGUUUUAAGAUAAAGGAAGAGUCACAGAUGAAUUUCAGUAUAAUCUGUGAAGACUGCCUAGCACUGACAGUGUGUACAUGAAGGAAACUGUCUGACUACACUCCAGCUGCCAUCAAAACCCAUCAAGCAGGCUGCUGGCUAAAUGCCUUUGUAUUUUUACAGCUGUAAAAAUAGGGGAAGUCCUUGUUCUGAGCAGGAGGUCUCAGAAAAAAGGCCUGACUGAUACUCUCAGAAACUCUUUAUGAACACAAGCGAGCAGCGCCCUUCUCAUGCACAGGUGGGAUGUAAUCAUCAAUCUGCUUCAGUGCCUGUUUGGCACAGGCUGCAUGCCAGGGGUCUUGGCAACCACCAUGCAUUAGGAGUUCAGUCAAUAAACAGGAUGAGCAAGAGUUUUAUGUGGGUUGGUGCACACAAAUCAACUUCCUGAAUUAUAACCUAUGUCAGAAAAGAUUUGUCCUGUUCAUGUAAGGUACAAAGCUGCUGAGAGCAAGAGAAAAAAUGACAGUGGGUUCAAGUAGAUCUGCUUCCAGGUCAACUCAUGCUCCCACUGACAGAAGUCCUUUCUAUUUCUAGAUGAAACAAGGCACGUGUUAGUGUUUAGAAAAAAGCUAUUUGUGACAGGUAAAGAAAUGGAGCCUCCACAUGCCAAGGCAUCUCCCUGGGCUGUUUCUUCUUAUUUGUGAGACAAGGAGCUGCCUUCAGGAAGCAGAGACAGGGCUUGUUUAUGUAACACAUACAGCCCUUCUGCCUGAGGGUAUUUGUCACCCACAGCUCAGCUGCGUUUAAAGUCUCACCAAACAGCAAGCAUGCUUUUCUCCUUCCUCCUUGGUGUCUUUCAGGGCUGCACCAAAAAAAUCAGGUCUGGUUCUUGUGAAGUGUGUAUUGUGCUGUUUAGUGCACUACAAAGCAAUACCGCUCACUUGGUCCAGGGUUAAUGCUGUAAGGUACAGGAAUAUCAGUUGAAACCUUUGACCAAAAGAAAAAGGAGUAUAAGUGGUUAACGACCGUUUUGUUUCUGAACACUACGAAUCUUCACUUGCUUAUUCCUGCAUUAUUGAACUCUGAGGGCUAAGGAUGGUACAAGAGAGCAGCUGAGUGAAAACACAUAGGAGACUUUCACAUGGUCUGUGCAAUUAGCACUGCCUUCUCCCCACCUCUGCAUCAGAGGUAAUGAGCCAAGUCCUCCUCCUAGCUUUCUGAUGAACUAGUCCAAAUAAAUCAGAGUGCUUAUUGGUGAGGCGUGAUGGUAUUCUUUGUUCUAACAGCCACUUGCUAUCCUAAGAAACAUGUAUCACCAAGACAAGUCAAAACGUCUCAUCAGCAGAAUUAUUGCCUAGGGAAAGCAAAAGGAAACCUGCCAAUUUUGUAACAUAACAUACUUGUAAUAUUCCCAACCCUUAAAGUUCCUUUCUCAUUAUUGUUUCAGUUCUCAUCCACAUUUCCUUUUUUCUCUUUUUUUCCAUCUAGGAGCUCCCUACUUUCGCAUCCCAUGUGUGUUUGACUAGAUCUAUUGACCAAAGAGUUUUUUGUCAAUUGUUGUUUUGUUGUUGUUGUUGUUGUUGUUGUUUUUGCUUCGUGUUUUGGGGAUUUCUUAUCUGUAUGAUCAGGAACUGAUAUGAUGUACCUGAUCACAUUUUGCGCUACAUUAUGUUAAUUAACAUCUAAUAUAUUCCAAAUAAAUUAUUUAAGAAAUGAA